AGUCCUGUCUAAAUAAACAAACCAAGAUUCUAAUAAUAAUAUUAUCCUCUUUAUUACUAUAUGUUAAUUGAUUAUUUUAGAUAUGGGACAAGCUUUUGGUUGUAUUCAAGUGGAUCAAUCCACAGUUGCUAUUAAGGAAAAUUUUGGCAAGUAUGAUGAUGUUCUUGGUCCUGGAUUUCACUUCAUGCCUUGGUGUUUUGGAAGUCAAUUAGCUGGUUAUCUUUCACUUAGAGUCCAACAACUUGACAUUACAUGUGAAUCCAAGACUAAGGAUAAUGUUUUUGUGACUUUGGUUGCUUCAAUCCAAUAUAGAGCUUUGGCAGACAAGGCAGCUGAUGCUUUCUAUAAACUAAGCAACACAAAGGAGCAGAUUCAAGCAUAUGUCUUUGAUGUUAUUAGGGCAACUAUUCCAACAUUGGAGCUGGAUAAAGUUUUUGAACAGAAAACUGAGAUAGCGAAAACAGUAGGGGAGCGACUCGAAAAGGUUAUGUCUCUUUAUGGAUAUGAGAUAGUUCAGACUCUUAUUGUAGAUGUUGAACCACAUGAUCAAGUGAAAAGUUCAAUGAAUGAGAUUAAUGCAGCUUCAAGAUUGAGAGAAGCUGCAUUUGAGAAAGCAGAAGGAGAGAAGAUUCUGCAGAUAAAGCAAGCAGAGGGAGAAGCAGAAUCGAAGUACUUAGCAGGGCUAGGAAUUGCUCGUCAACGACAAGCUAUCAUAGAAGGGCUCAAAGAUAGUGUUAUUGGCUUCUCUACUAGUGUUCCAGGAGCAUCAACAAAGGAUGUCAUGGACAUGAUUUUGAUCACCCAAUACUUUGAUACAAUGAAAGAGAUAAGUGUCUCAUCUAAUACAUCUGCUGUUUUCAUUCCUCAUGAGCCAGAGGAUCUGCCUUCUGUACAGAGGUAAGAACAGUUCACAUCAAGGGAACAUAUUUAGGCUAUGAUGCUGAACAUCACUAUGGUUCCUUUUGUACUUAAAAACUUGAAAGAUCAUAAAGUAUCCUACUACGCAGAGAGACUUUCCGAUUCAUCUUAA
Molecule: messenger RNA, 1030 nt
Organism: Solanum pennellii
Lineage: Eukaryota; Viridiplantae; Streptophyta; Magnoliopsida; Solanales; Solanaceae
Product: hypersensitive-induced response protein 1-like
Exons: 5
Coding region: 83-901 (272 amino acids)
Source: RefSeq, a predicted model, not a curated record